AUGGCACGCUGCGAAGCUCCCUCGUCGCUGCCGCCCAUGAAGGACCUGACAACAGAGAACAUCACCGAGAACGUCCACACAGUCAACUCGCAAUGCUCGGAUCCGCGCAUCCGCUAUCUCUUCGAGCAGAUCGUCACGCAUCUUCAUGAUUUUGCGCGGGAAACCCGUCUAUCCACCGAAGAAUGGCAGGCCGGGAUCAAGUUCCUGACGGAAAUCGGACAGAUCAGCAACGACCUGCGCCACGAGAUGAUCUUGCUGUCCGACACGUUGGGUCUCAGCAUGCUCGUCGACUCGAUUAACCAUCCGCGUCAGCCGCCCGCCACCGAGGGCACGGUGCUGGGUCCGUUCCAUACCCACGACGCGAAAGACAUGGCCCACGGCGCGGUGCUGCACUCCGACCCCAACGCGACGCGGCUGCUGUGCGUGUGCUCGAUCAAGGACUCCCAGGGCAAUCCUGUGCCGGAUGUGAAGGUGGAUGUGUGGGAGGGCGACUCGAAGGGGUUUUACGACGUGCAGAAUCCGAACCGGGCGGGCCCCGACGGACGCGGUGUGCUGCGGUCUGAUUCCGGGGGGAAUAUCUUCUUCAAGGCGAUUGUGCCCGUGCCGUAUCCGAUUCCCAUGGAUGGGCCCGUUGGAAAGAUGUUGCAGAUGCUGGGUCGGCAUCCCAAUCGUCCGGGACAUGUGCAUUUCAUGAUGGACAAGCCGGGGUACGAUCUGUUGAUAACGGCGCUCUACCCCCGUGGAGAUCCGUAUGAAACGUCCGAUCCUGUCUUUGGGGUGAAGGAGUCGCUGAUUGUCGACCUGUCCACCGUCGACGACCCGGACAUGGCUGCCCGGUAUGGCGUCGAUGUAGGCACGAAACUGCUGACCUACGACUUUGUCUUGUUGACCGAGCAGGAGGCGCGCGACUUGCGCAGGAAGAAUGCGAUUGAGGCGAUGGAAAGACAGCGGCGGAAGGUAUACUUCCACAAUGACUUGCCGGUGCCGGCGGAGUAG
Aspergillus terreus NIH2624 is the source of this 996-nucleotide messenger RNA. RefSeq names its product intradiol ring-cleavage dioxygenase. The transcript is spliced from 2 exons. Gene Ontology annotation, biological process: catechol-containing compound metabolic process. Gene Ontology annotation, molecular function: ferric iron binding; catechol 1,2-dioxygenase activity. The record is from RefSeq and is a predicted model, not a curated record. The coding region runs from base 1 to 996 and encodes 331 amino acids. NCBI's taxonomy places the organism in Eukaryota, Fungi, Ascomycota, Eurotiomycetes, Eurotiales, Aspergillaceae.